Molecule: messenger RNA, 974 nt
Organism: Toxorhynchites rutilus septentrionalis
Lineage: Eukaryota; Metazoa; Arthropoda; Insecta; Diptera; Culicidae
Gene: mRpL4
Product: 39S ribosomal protein L4, mitochondrial
Exons: 1
Coding region: 82-936 (284 amino acids)
Biological process (GO): translation
Cellular component (GO): ribosome
Molecular function (GO): structural constituent of ribosome
Source: RefSeq, a predicted model, not a curated record
ACAAUUUCUCUAAUCAAAGCAUGUGUUUACAUUAUUCUAUCGCGUAAUAGCUGUUCAUUUGUCCGGAGAAGAAAUAUUUUCAUGAAAAUGCUCCAGUUACUACGGAAAAGUGUAGAAUCAAUAUCCCACUACAACACACCGCCAGCGGCGGCAAUAAUCCUGUGCAGAGCACUCACUCAACAGUUACAUUCGCAGCAGCAGCAGCUACAACCAAUCGAACUGAAAUCGUUCAGACCGCCCCGAUCGGUAUGGGUAGAAAAUUUGGAUACCGUCGAAGAGAAGAAACUUGGGCUGGUGGAGUUGAGCAGUGAGAUAUUCGCAGCAUCACCCCGGAUAGACAUAGUUCAUCAAAACAUUGAAUGGCAGCGUAAAUAUCGGUUUGUGAGCUUCGCUCAUGCUAAAACGCGAAACGAAGUUCGUGGAGGAGGACGCAAGCCUUGGCCACAGAAAGGACUUGGUCGGGCGCGACAUGGCUCGAUUCGUUCGCCUCUGUUCCGAGGAGGAGGCAUUGCUCACGGUCCACGGUCACCAACGACUCAUUUCUACAUGUUGCCGUUUUUCAAUCGGGUGCUAGGAUUAGUAUCGACGCUGUCGAUCAAACUUGCUCAGGAUGAUCUGCAUGUUGUCGAGAGUUUGGAAAUUCCGACAGAUGAUCCACAAUAUCUAAAGGAUUUGGCUCAUGAGCGAGCAUGGGGACCGUCAGUUUUGUUCAUCGAUAGCAGCGAUAUUAUGCCAAGGAAUAUCACCGCUGGGGCGGAUGCCGUCGAACAUAUGAAUCUGAUGCCCGUUUAUGGACUGAAUGUGUACUCAAUGCUUAAGCACAAUACUUUGGUUCUGACUAAAAGCGCGGCGCAGGAAAUAGAAUCGAAACUAAGCGAACAUUUACAUCGCAACGAUGCGAGGUCACUUAUGACCAAAUUCCAUGUCGAUCGGUAGAUUAUUAGCGGCAUAAAAUAAAACUGAAUUUCGUUUGA